Myripristis murdjan (pinecone soldierfish) is the source of this 3673-nucleotide messenger RNA. RefSeq names its product cell wall protein DAN4-like. The record is from RefSeq and is a predicted model, not a curated record. Lineage: Eukaryota; Metazoa; Chordata; Actinopteri; Holocentriformes; Holocentridae. Gene Ontology annotation, molecular function: proton transmembrane transporter activity. The transcript is spliced from 8 exons. Gene Ontology annotation, cellular component: proton-transporting ATP synthase complex. Gene Ontology annotation, biological process: proton motive force-driven ATP synthesis. The coding region runs from base 368 to 3442 and encodes 1024 amino acids.
AGACUUUCAUUGCGGCUCACUCGACUCUGCUCUUGUAACAGCUUUCAAAGCGAUUUAUGUAACGAGGACAGGCUGGAGGAGGACGUAGCACAGCGCUGCUAACCUGAUUAACAUUGGACAACAAACAAACAAACAAAGACCAGUUUGGGGACACAUUCCCAGCUCUACUCACGUGUCCCCCGGUCCCGUCAGAGCCACAGGGGCAGAGCAGCGGCAGCAUGCAGGACAGGAGCUGGACUCAGGACAUUUAGUACUUUCCCACAGUGACGGGACACCCCGCUCCGCUGGAUGGGACUCCGUGUUGUUGUCCUGGAUUUCCUCAGGACUUAAUUAUCUGUUAGACAUUUUGUAUUUUACUCAGACAACCAUGACUGCUGCUUUGCUCCGAGGAGGGAGAGGAGUGUGUGUUCAGUGUUUUCACAGGGAGUUGUGCAGACUCAUAUGGAGACCACAGACUGCCCUGUUCAGCUCCAAACCAUCAGAUCCCAGGAAGCAGCCACGCAUAACACACAUCAAGAAAGCCAAACCCCAGCCAGCUGUGGACAUCCCUAAACUCCUGGAGGAGCUCUUUUCCCAGAGGAGACCCCACCCGGCACCCCCUGCUGGUAAAGCUUCUACUGCCAAACCCUCCUCCACCAAACCCUCUGCCAUCUCCUCUGUGAAGACCACCGCCUCAACCUUUUCCCACUCCCCACCCACCGCUGCUUCGACAUCUAAACAAGCUGAGGAUGUUUACAACAAGACCACCCCACCAGCAUCUCCUCCACCAGACACUCUACCAGCAUCACAAAAACCAGUAUCCAGUCCAGGCCCAGUUUCACCUGCUGCCGAUUCCACAAAGAUUUCCUCUUCCUUUGAAGCCCCCCCGCAAUCUUCCCCGCCUUUUAUCAAAGCCUCUACAGCUGGUGUUGUGUCUGAGAUGAUGUCACCUGCCACUACAACCUCAGUACCCUCUCCAGCCACCACCACACCUGCCUCAGUAGAACCACAAGCACCUUCAAUAGAAUCCCUAUCAGCCAGUACAAUAGAAGCCAAAGUAGAGACCUCUGUAGACUCAGGAGAACUUCCUUCUGCCACCUCAGCCAACACAGUGGAAAGCAGCACAGAAAUGUCAGAAUUUACAGCUGAGAGUACGAUAGAACCAACAGUAGAUGCACUCUCCUCUCCCAUGGAAACAUUAGAGUCUAGAGCUGUCUUUGUUGAAGGUACAGUAGACCCUGUAAUAGAAGCCACAGUAGAUACUGUAGCUCAAGAAGUACAACUUAACAAUACAGAUUCAGGAGCAGAUGCUGUAGCACAAACCGUCUUAAUCGAGACCACAGUAGAAACCACAGCCACGCCGCUGCAAAACAAAGGAGAAGUGAGUGCUUUGUCUUCAGGGGUGGUUGCUGGUUUGGGAGCCAAGGAGGGCGAGGAGAAAGUGGGGGGAGAAACUGCACAGGAGCCUUUGAAUGUUGCAGAAACCAUGACUCUUGAGUCAGUAACACUUGCUGAGGCCAGAUCUCUGGUGGAGUCUUUACCAUUUGAAGACCUCCUCCAGACUAAAGCUGCACUAGAAGACAAGGCAGAGGCAGUAAUCCAGGACUCGCUGGUGCAAACUGGGAAUGGAGCAGAAUGUGAGACUGCAGCUGAAACUUUCGCUGAAGUCCUUUCAGAAAGGGACUCUCUGUCUGAAGAUGUUGAGGCGUUAGAGGCUGAAACAGACGUUUUAAUGGAACAGCUUCUCUGCACCAUUCCAGAAGCAGUGUCCAAAAUGCCUGCCAGUGUAAAGACAAGUCUAGCUUCUCAUGCCACAUCUUCUGGUGUGGCCAUGGAAGCCAGUGGGGAGUCAAUGCAGAAGGCGGCGCAAGUUGGAGAGGAGGAGGUGACAGAAGUAGAAGCCAUGACCCUAGAGUCGAUAACAUUGGCUGAAGUUGAGGCCAGAGUGGCAUCCCUAGAAACUGAUGUUCUGCAGCAAGCAAAGACUGUACUUGAGAAAGAGGCUGAAAUACUAGCGAGGGAGGAAAGGAUGGAAGAAAGGACAGUGAUAGAGGAUGGCACCAUGUCUGAGGUUAUGAUAGAGGCUGAUGUUUUAACACUAGAUUCUCUCUCUGAAGCCACUGAUGCAUUAGAGACGGAAACCUCCGUGGUUCUGGAGGCCAUGUUGUGUUCUGGUGUGGUCCCAACACCUCCACCAGACUCGCAGCCUGGGUCACCAAGCACAGCACGAGCAGAGACAGAGGCGCUGUUUGGUUAUGUAGAGGUAGAAUCAGAGAAAUUAAACAGUCAGGAAGCAGCAGGAGUGUCUGUGAUUGGUGGAGAGGAGGCAGGAGAGCAGGAAGUGAACGUUGUGGAGGCCAUGACCCUUGAGUCAGUGACGCUGGCUGAAGUCGAGGCUUUAGUGGGAACACUAGACAGCGUAGCUCUGACGGCAACCACGACUCAGCUGGAGCAAGAAGCUGAAAUGCUUGCCAAAGAGGAGAGGAUGGGCGAGCAGAGGAUGGUUUUAGAAGACAGUAGUUUGUCUGAGGAGGUGGCUGAGGCUCUAAGUGUGGAGGCUCUGUCUCUGCCUGAAGCAGACAGUUUACCUGAGGCUUUACAGGCUGAAACAGACAUACUGAUGGAGCAGCUGCUGUUCUCCAUUCCUGGUCCUGUAGGGGUCACGUCAGAGGAUCUGAUUGUACAGGGAGUAGCACGAGAGGAUAUUUUAGAUGGAUACGCAAGGGAAAGCUCUGUUUGUGAAGAGGAGAGAGGAAGUGAGGAGCUUGUGUUAAAUGAAGCUCUAACUUUAGAGUCACUCACUCUGUCUGAGGUCGAGACUCUGGUGGAGACGUCAGAGAUGGAUGUGUUAACUCAAACUGACUCUCAGGAGGAAGCAGAGGCUAAGGAGGAGGCACAGGCAGAGCAGAAGGUGUUUUCUGAAGAUGCUGAGGCAGAUAUUCCCUCUGAAGCUGAGAUUUUAACCAAGGCCGAUGUUCUCGCUGAAGCAGCAGACGCUUUAGAGGCCGAAUCGGCUGUUAUCCUGCAGAAUCUGCUCUGUCCCGUCUCAGGGAUCGUUACAGCGGACACCACGGGGUCAGCUGCUGUGAACACAGCACCUACAGAGCCGGACACACUUCCUCUUUCUCCUCCUGCUCGGGAGGAGGUGCUGGGACAAGAGGAGGAGGAUGCAGGUUCUCCUCCUGCUGCUUCAGAGGAGGUGGAGACAGAGGGAGGAACACAGACUGAGGCCCUGGGAACUCACGAAGGUUUGGACCCAGUUCAGCUACUCUUCCUGGAGAAGAUCAGAGAAUACAACAACAAGCGCAGGUUGUGCGAUGGAGCAGUAGAGGCAGGGCCAGAUUUCGAGAAGCGCCUAUCAGAGGAGACGGCGAAGCUCCAGAGACUUUAUGGAGGAGGAGACCUGAGCAGCUUCCCUCAGUUCACCUUCACUGAGCCUGAACUGCACCAGGACUCCAAAUGACCUGCAGCUACUCUCCUGCACUCCCCUUGUUCUCCUCCGGUCUUUCCACGUUUCUCCUGUCACCUAGCAUCUCUCCAACUACCUCCUCCAUUUCACAUCUGCCUCCACUGAAACAGAGAGAGAGGGAGAACAUCAAGUUUGUGUUUGGGCUGAUGAGGUGUAAUAAGGGACAGUGUGAACUGAUGAUAGCAACAACAAUGCUGGUUUAUUAAAGCAAUACUAUGAACACAA